CCCUUUCUAUUGUUUCUUCUGACUUGCAUCCUUGCAUCCCCAUGCAAAGGUAACAUGGCCUUCAUGUGCUGAAGGGGAAAAAUGGCAGGAGGGUCUCUUUCCAACUAUAAUGGGGGGGAAAUACCUCAGCUUCCUCUGGGCUCAGCAGCACAACUCAUUUCUGUGAGAAAUGGUGGGCCUUUCCAGUCCCCCUCCUACUACAUUCAUUCGUUGUCUAUUCCUGCAGUCAAUCUGAUUCACAUAACGUGGGAAAGGGAGAGCCUUUCUUCAAGACAAGGACCAUCAGGAAACGACCAUGGAAAGUGAGGCUGACCUCAUGGAUGGAUUAAAGGGCUCACAGUCUUAGUUGUCACACAAGGAGAUUAGAUAAAGAUUGAAGUACCAAAGUAUAUGGAUAACCUCUGGAUUUCGAAGAAGCAAUAGAGAAUGCUGAAAGCAAUUUGGGACGACAAAGAGGUACAAAAACAGCUUAGCUUUGUAUAAUUGGUCUGCAAUUUGAAAAAAGUGUUUUGAAGGAUUGAAAAAGCAGAGAAUGUUGAAAGCAAUUUGGGGGGAAAAAGAGUUAUUAAGACAGCUUAGCCCGCCU
Molecule: messenger RNA, 586 nt
Organism: Linum tenue
Lineage: Eukaryota; Viridiplantae; Streptophyta; Magnoliopsida; Malpighiales; Linaceae
Source: the annotation of a GenBank genome assembly